AUGGAUUCGGGCUCGCCCUCCCCGAAGCAAAAGGCCUUCAAACAGGCCUGCGAUCAUUGUAGGAGGAGAAAAAUCAAGUGUGACAGGAUGCUGCCGUGUGACAAGUGCCAGCGACUGCUUCUCUCAUGCUCUUACAAAGACCUUCUCAGGCGGAAAGGCCCCAAGUUUCGAACGAUCUUUCCCCUGGCUCCCAUCCACCCAUUAGCGGCGCGACAGGGACAGCUCCUUCAGUGCGACCCGCAGCAAUACUCUACAGACCGAGGAUGGCUCACCGAUACGAAAAGCUACAACUCCCCGCCCUUCACGGUGGAAGAGCCUCAAUAUCUAGCCCCAGAUCUCCCAGACUCGUUUAGCCGGCUGCCACCCCCCGAACUCGUCUCUUCCCCCGGUUCCACAAAUUCUUAUUCCGACUCGCCUGCAGGGGCCACGCUGCCUUGUCCGCGCAUUUUGACUCCUCCUGUGCUUCUUGCCCACGUUAACGUCUACUUGAAGUACAUGUUUCCCAUUAUGCCUGUAGUCCGAAGGGAAGAACUUCAACAGGACUGCCACCACCCACAACGCUUGUCUCCACAACGAUACGCCUUUCUAGCCUGUCUUUGCGCAGCAACACAUAUCCAGCUGAAGUUAGACGGAACAACUUCCGUAUCUGACACCUCUCACAUGCACACAGGCGUUGAUGGGAGCUCAUUGAUGUCGGGGGAAGAGCUUCUUACAGAGGCCGUGCGCGCAAGAAAAGAAUGUGAUCCGAUCGAAGACAUGAAUGUGGAAAGUCUUUUAACCUCAUUCUUUCUCUUUGCGGCCUACGGCAAUCUGGAUCGCCAGGAUUAUGCAUGGUUUUACCUGUGCCAGGCGACUUCAAUGAUAUUCACGCUAGGGCUUCAUCGCGAGUCGACGUACUCCGAGAUGACCAGAGACGAAGCAGAGGACAGGCGAAGGAUUUUUUGGCUAUUAUUUAUCACCGAAAGGGGUUACGCCUUGCAGCAGGCCAAGCCGGUGAUGCUCCGCAACUCCAUCCACAAACCGCAGGUUCUCUGCUCCGACGACCCUAUCCUCGCCUACGGUUUUAUCAACCUGAUUGGUAUCUUUGAGAAUCUCAGUCCGACCCUGUAUGAUUGGGUUUCGGCAGGAGGAAAGAGGCACGAAUCGCUGGAAAUGCCGCCUACAUCUGCCAUUCAAACCAGCCUCAGCAAGCCGAUAUCCCUUGAUGGUGUUUUGGAAAUCCAAAGGAUCGACAUCCUAAUCACUCAACAAUGGCUACAGGCAAUGAUGUGGAAGCUCUCCAUCACUCGCGCUUCGCAGCCGGGCUCUAGGAAUGAGACUGUCCUACCAUUUCAUCUCCCAGUGUUAGUGGGCAAGGCAGCCAUGUCCGUCUUAGCAGACGCGUCUGCGAGCGCUAUAGAUGCGCACGGGAUUGGUAUGGAGCAAAAACUAUUCGACCUCGGAGUAUCCGUAGCAGACGUAUCCCGCUCCCUCUCAACAACGGCCUCCCAUAGCCUGGCAGAGUCCAUCAUCGAGCCGCGCGAAUUACUGUGGGGCAUCCUCAGCACGCUCUCCCGAAUUCGGGGCUCCCAAUCCUACCUCUUCCCAUCGCUCCUCGAGCGCUCAAAGGCCGUUCUAGGCUUCGAUUUUUCACUGACCAUGGGCAAUUACCUUCCUCCGCUCCCUCCCUCCAUCUCAUCUGAACACGCCCCGUCAUGGGCUGCAUCAGAAGACUCCCAUCCAAGGGCGGCCAGCAAUACAUGGGACGUUGUCUCUCUGGCUGAUGACCUUGGUGAUAGCGCUGACACUGUGGAGUCGGUGUCUGGAAUGCUGCCGCCGACGUCUAUACCUGCGGACCUUACCUUCCAACCCCGGAGCCUGUUGCCAUAA
Molecule: messenger RNA, 1869 nt
Organism: Aspergillus calidoustus
Lineage: Eukaryota; Fungi; Ascomycota; Eurotiomycetes; Eurotiales; Aspergillaceae
Source: the annotation of a GenBank genome assembly